UGUCAUUGACUUUCAUUCCCUCUUGUGUAUAAAUAAUAAUUUGCAUAAUAAAAUAAUGAAUUUCACAAUUCUUUCACGAAUUCCUCGAUUUUUCACUAAUUCUUUAAAGAAUUCAGCAGCUAAACAAAAUCAAAAUAUAAGAAAUACAUCAACAAGAUGUCUUCAAAAAGUUGUCAUCAACCACAAACAACAUUCGCAAUCUGCAACAAAUUACAUCCCUCCGAUUGGUUUCCUCAUUGGAUUUAGUUUCUUUGAGAAAAAAGAUGAAGAAACUCCUGAGGAAAAACUCAUCAUGACUAUCAAACGUUCAAUACUUGCAAUACAACGUAAAGAAUAUGAUAAAGCCGAACAAAUGCUUCAUUUAGCUCUUCGAAUGGCCCAAGAUCUUCAGCAUAAGGAUGGAGUCACUUAUGUUUAUGAUAUUCUAGCCAAUUUGGCAAUGGAACGAGGACACUUUAAAAACGCCGAAAAGCUAUUUUCCGAUGUCAUGAAGAGGCUUUUCGCCAAUGGAGAAACAGAAGACAGUUUGAAAAUCAUUCACAUGAGUUCUAAAAUUGCUCAUAUGGCACAUUUGCAGGAGAACUUUGAAAAAGCCGCUCAAGGUUUCAAAUGGGCUUUGGAUAAACUGAAAAAACUUCCUGAUUCUGAAGAUGUGAAAGAAAUAAAAGCUAUAACCUCUGACUGGUAUGGACAAAUGCUUGUCGAACAACAGAAUUACAAAGAAGCAAUGAAGUGUUUUCACGAAGCUUAUGAUAUAUUUAUCGAGCGCUAUGGUGAAGCAUACUCUGAGCUUGUUCCGAUACUCAACAAUUUAAGUGUUGCAGCUUUAGGACUAGCAGACACAAAAUCAGCGAAAGAAUAUUUGAAACAAGCAUUGGAGCUUAUCAAGAAAAUCCCCGAAGCUACAAACGAAGGUGUUUUGCAAGCAAACUUGGGCUUAGUUUACCUUCACGAUGGACUUGUCGAACAAGCUAAAACCACAUGUGUUUAUGCCUAUAGGUUGGGAAAGCAAAUGAAGGAUGAUGAAUCUGUAGAACAAGCAAACUAUUGUUUAGAUGAAAUCAAAAAAGUUAUGAAAGAAUAAGUCUCAAUUUUUGUUAAUGCUGAAGUGAAGUUAAAUUUAUUAAUUAGUUAAAGAUUAAAUGUUGUGAUUUGAAGCUAGAUCAAUUUAGUUAAAAUUAAACUUGGUUAACUGACCAAUGGUUGAUCCUCUAA
Molecule: messenger RNA, 1215 nt
Organism: Eupeodes corollae
Lineage: Eukaryota; Metazoa; Arthropoda; Insecta; Diptera; Syrphidae
Gene: Ttc19
Product: tetratricopeptide repeat protein 19 homolog, mitochondrial
Exons: 4
Coding region: 56-1084 (342 amino acids)
Biological process (GO): mitochondrial respiratory chain complex III assembly
Cellular component (GO): mitochondrial inner membrane
Molecular function (GO): protein binding
Source: RefSeq, a predicted model, not a curated record